Molecule: messenger RNA, 651 nt
Organism: Geodia barretti
Lineage: Eukaryota; Metazoa; Porifera; Demospongiae; Tetractinellida; Geodiidae
Source: the annotation of a GenBank genome assembly
AUGGCCGCUCCCUUUGAAGAUUCACCCUUACUGCAACCUACCAACAUCGUCCCCAUGGUCAUUGAAACAGGACCCAGGGGGGAGCGUGCGUUCGAUAUCUACUCGCUGUUGCUCCGCGAGCGCAUUAUCUACCUCGGCACUCCGAUUACUGACCAGGUGGCAAAUGUAAUUAUCGCCCAAUUGCUUUAUCUGGAACGGGAAGAUCACGAUCGGGAUAUCAGCCUGUACAUCAAUAGUCCGGGCGGUUACAUCGCUUCGGGGCUGGCCAUUCUCGAUACGAUGCGCCUGAUAAACUCGCAAGUAUCGACGAUUUGUGUCGGAACUGCCGCCAGCAUGGCCACGAUCCUGUUGUCAGGCGGGGCCAAAGGGAAACGGUAUUGCCUGCCCAACUCCACGAUACACAUGCAUCAACCCAACGUGGGGAGUUUCCAGGGUCAAGCCGCAGAUAUCGAAAUUCAGGCCAAGGAAAUCGUGCGCCUGAAAGAGCGUUUGAACGACAUCCUGGCUGUUGCUACCGGCCAACCUAUCGAGAAAAUUGCCGACGACACCGAUCGGGACUUUUUCCUUACUUCCGACGAAGCGAUUGAGUACGGUAUCGUGGAUGAAAUACUCGGGUUGAAAACCGAAGAGACCGAGGCCGAAGCAGCGUAG